Vombatus ursinus (common wombat) is the source of this 1043-nucleotide messenger RNA. It is a transcript of the gene RGS7BP, whose product is annotated as regulator of G protein signaling 7 binding protein. Gene Ontology annotation, biological process: G protein-coupled receptor signaling pathway. The transcript is spliced from 6 exons. Lineage: Eukaryota; Metazoa; Chordata; Mammalia; Diprotodontia; Vombatidae. Bases 1 to 774 code for a protein of 257 amino acids. Gene Ontology annotation, cellular component: neuron projection; nucleus; postsynapse. The record is from RefSeq and is a predicted model, not a curated record.
AUGAGUUCUGCACCGAAUGGGCGCAAAAAGCGCCCCGGCCGCUCCACUCGCUCCUCGAUCUUUCAGAUCAGCAAGCCGACGCUGCCGAGCGGGGACUGUGAGCGCAGGGGCAGCGGCUCCGAGAGCGCCCACAAGACCCAGAGAGCCCUGGACGACUGCAAGAUGCUUGUCCAAGAAUUCAAUACCCAAGUGGCCCUGUAUCGAGAGUUAGUCAUUUCUAUUGGGGAUGUCUCAGUCAACUGUCCAUCUCUAAGGGCGGAAAUGCACAAGGCCCGAACCAAAGGCUGUGAAAUGGCCCGGCAGGCCCAUCAAAAACUUGCUGCAAUCUCAGGCCCAGAAGAUGGUGAGAUACAUCCAGAAAUCUGCAGGCUUUACAUCCAGUUGCAAUGUUGCUUAGAAAUGUACACCACCGAGAUGCUAAAAUCCAUAUGUCUGCUAGGAUCUCUUCAGUUUCAUCGGAAAGGAAAGGAGCCUGGAAUGGGGAUCAAGAGCCCAGAAUGCAAAACUGAAGAGGGUCCAGAAGUUCCCAUUUUAGAGGACACGCUAUCUUCACCAGUAGACAUUCAGCACCAUUCCUGGCAGGUUUCCACGGAUAUUGAGAAUACUGAAAGAGACAUGCGAGAAAUGAAAAACCUUUUAAGCAAACUCAGGGAGACUAUGCCUUUACCAUUGAAAAAUCAAGAUGACAGCAGCCUCCUGAACCUGACUCCUUAUCCACUAGUUAGAAGACGGAAGAGAAGAUUCUUUGGUCUAUGCUGCCUCAUCUCAAGUUAGAGAAUUCCCAUUAAAACUCCCCCAAGAAAGCCAGAACAUCAAAGAAACAGAUGUCAUUUGCUUUUCAGAUGGAUAAACCACACAGUUACUGGUUAUUGACCAUGUUUUCUAUGCUUCCCUCUUAAUUUUCUUCCCUUCCUUUUCAAGAGUUUUACACUUUAAUUAUUGUCAAGAACCAGAGAGAGAACAGAUUCAAAAUGGAGGAUGUUUUUAAAAGGAUUUUUUAGAUGACCUAGUGCAUGUCUGCUCAAAACCACACAAUGGCUAGA